This is a messenger RNA of Teleopsis dalmanni, 1801 nucleotides long. RefSeq lists its product as uncharacterized. The record is from RefSeq and is a predicted model, not a curated record. NCBI's taxonomy places the organism in Eukaryota, Metazoa, Arthropoda, Insecta, Diptera, Diopsidae. The transcript is spliced from 3 exons. The annotation marks the transcript as partial. Gene Ontology annotation, molecular function: nucleic acid binding.
AGUAAGCCCAAUUACAAAGAGCGGUAAUGAUGAACUCUCGCUCCCAAAGUUGGAACUCACGGCAGCUGUUAUUGCAGUACGACUUAAAGCAUUUUUAUCAGGGUCUCUAGAGUUACAGAUUGAUAAAUACUACUUAUGGUCUGAUUCAACAAUUACACUUAAUUGGAUUAUGGGAUGCGGAAAUAAAAUAAAGCCAUACGUUACAACAAGAGUUAAAGAAAUUUUAAAACUAACUAACAUAUACGAAUGGAAAUAUUGCGAUGGCAAAAGCAAUCCUGCUGAUUUUUUAACUAGAGGUUGUACAGCCAAAAAUUUGUUUAAUAAUGAAUUAUGGAAAAAUGGUCCGAGCUGGUUAUCGGCAAAGCAAAUACAUUCUGCAAGCAACAAGAGUAUGAAUGAUAUUUUAUUAACAUUUUCGGACCUGAAUGAAAACAUUGUCAAUCAAAGCGAAUCAUUUGAAACAAUAAACAAAUAUAGUAACAUCAAAAAAGUGUUAAGGGUAACAGCCUAUAUUAUGAAGUUUAUUAGCAACAUGCAGACACAAAAAUCUCACAGGACAGUACAGAAGACAUCAAAAAUAAAUGACGUAAAAAAUUUAAGUGCGCAGGAAAUUGCUGAAGCCGAAAAACUUUUGGUAAAACUGGAACAGAGAAGAUAUUUUCCUGAAGAAGCUAGUUAUCUGAAGAACGGAAAAAUUUUGCCAACAACAUCGAAGUUAUUAUGUUUAAAUCCAACUAUUGACGAUGGCGUGAUAAGACUUAGUUGCAGGAUUUCAGAUAAAGAUUACGACAAAAGUUUGACAAAACCAGCUAUAUUGCCUAAACUGUCUCGUCUGAGCAGGUUGUUAAUAAUUGAAGCGCAUACAGUUACUCUACAUGGAGGUGUGAAUGUAGUACUAGCAUACAUACGAAAGAAAUAUUGGAUAAUACAAGGUCGCCAACUAAUCAAAAAUAUACUAUAUGUAAGAGCAAUCCAUUUGGAACUGGUGAAAAAUCUUACAACCAACAGUUGUAUUGACGCUUUAAGAAGGUUUAUAGCGCGUCGUGGUUGUCCAGAAACAAUCAUUUCAGGUAAUGCCAAAACAUUUAAAAGAGCAAACAAAGAACUUCAAAAGCUAGAAACUUUACUUAAAUCCGAAGAAUUUCAGAACAAUGCAGCCCACAAAGGAUUUUCAUGGAAAUUCAUACCAGAAAGAGCGGCAUGGUGGGGUGGAUUCUGGGAAAGAUUAGUGAAAAGUGUCAAGAUAUGCUUGAAGUCAGCUAUUGGGAAAUUGAUAUUGACAUACGAUGAAUUGAACACACUAUUGACAGAAGUUGAAUACGUUGUAAAUAUUUGUCCUUUAACCUACAUAACAAAUGAUGAAAAGGAUUUAGAACCAUUAACACCAGCACAUUUUUUAAAUUCGUGUCAACACAGCUUUAUUAUUGACGAGUUUAACUAUGACAGAUCAGAAGUUGGUGAUUUAUGGCAAAAACGUCGAGCGUUACUCUUAAGUCAAUUUGGUAAAUCGGAAAUUCUCUUUCUGGGCUACACGGUCAGCAAGAAUGGCAUUAAACCACCACAGGACCGCAUUGAAGCAAUAGUAAAUUACAAACAACCUGACACAGUCAGUGACCUAGGACGGUUUCUAGGUGUUCUGAAUUACUACCGGCGUUGUAUACCACACUUAUCGCAACAUCAAGCACAGCUUAGUGAUCUGGUACGAAACAUCAAAAAGAAUGACAAACGAAAAUCUCUUGGACUCCCGAAAGUCUCGAUGCGUUCAAUAACUGUAAACACAGCGUUGCGAAUGCUGCACUAA